This is a messenger RNA of Penaeus chinensis, 831 nucleotides long. Its product is annotated as putative glycine-rich cell wall structural protein 1. Gene Ontology annotation, cellular component: extracellular matrix. The coding region runs from base 1 to 561 and encodes 186 amino acids. The transcript has 3 exons. Lineage: Eukaryota; Metazoa; Arthropoda; Malacostraca; Decapoda; Penaeidae. The record is from RefSeq and is a predicted model, not a curated record.
AUGAAGAUAGUAGCGGUCGCAGUGCUCACGUUGGCGGCGCUGGCUCGGGCGGCGCCUCAGGAGGGAUACAAGUACCCAACGCCCGGGGUUCAAGGACUGCCUCUGGCCGGGUCCGGCUCAGGUUCCGGACAGUUCUCUUCUGGGACCGGGCAGCAAUACCCUUCCGUGCCCGCCCAGUACGCCUUCCAGUGGGAUGUGAACGACGCGCCUUCAGGGAACUUCUUCGGCCACGGCGAGCAGAGGGAGAAUGACGACACUAAGGGGAAGUACUACGUGCAGCUUCCCGACGGACGCCGCCUGGUGGUCGAGUAUUACGUGGACAGCAACGGCUACCACCCCACCGUGUCCUUCGAGGGCCAGAUCACGGCCGGAGGUCAGGGCCAGUAUGGCCAGGGUCAAGGAGGAGGAUCGGGUCAGUUCGGGAGAGGUCAGGGCGGUGGGCAGGGUCAGGGAGGGUCCGGGGCAGGAUCAGGGCAAGGGCAGGGAUACCCACCAUCCGGUCCGGGUCCAAGCCCUGGCCUUCCGCUGCCUUCUCAGUCCUACGGACAACCUGCCAAAUAGAUCGCCAAAGAAGUCAUGGCAGCACGUUAAUAGCAAGAUAAUUUAGCUUCAUUCAUUAGCCGAUUUUUGCCUUAAUUACCUCUUUGUAUAUUUGGCCGUGUGGAUUGUUCUCGACACGGGAAUGCAUCCUUGUUUUGAGCACUGAGGGAGUUUUUGUAUGUUUAUCUUUGUUGUUUGUUGAAAAUAUUGUUGUUAAGAUUAUGGUGCCUUGAAUGCAGAAGAAAUUUCCGUGUGGAUAUGCAAUUUACGGUUGAAUAAAUAUACUAAAUA